Molecule: messenger RNA, 1125 nt
Organism: Cadophora gregata
Lineage: Eukaryota; Fungi; Ascomycota; Leotiomycetes; Helotiales; Ploettnerulaceae
Exons: 3
Coding region: 1-1125 (374 amino acids)
Biological process (GO): translational initiation
Cellular component (GO): cytosol
Molecular function (GO): protein-folding chaperone binding
Source: RefSeq, a predicted model, not a curated record
AUGGUCGCGGAAACCAAAUUAUACGACUCGUUGGGCAUCAAGCCGGAUGCCUCGCAAGAUGAAAUCAAGAAGGCAUACCGGAAGAUGGCCCUGAAGCAUCAUCCAGACAAAAACAAGGACAAUCCCAGCUCGGCCGAGAAAUUUAAAGAGGUAUCGCAGGCCUACGAGAUCCUCUCGGACCCGGAGAAACGCACAACCUACGAUCAAUAUGGCCUGGAAUUCAUGAUGCGCGGUGGUCCACCACCGCCAGACCCAAGCACUGGUGGGAACCCGUACGCCGGAGCGGGAGGUAUGCCAGGCGGGUUCGAUUUUGGCGGCGCGGGCAUGCCUGGCGGAGGAGGACGGACAUUCCACUACGAGUUCAAUACUGGCGGCCCGGGUGGUGGAGGCGGUGGAUUCAGCUUCAGCAAUCCCGAGAGCAUUUUCUCAGAGUUCCUACGGGGACAAUCGGGCAUGGGCGGUGGAGCUGAUGGUUUCGAGGACUUGUUCGGUGGUGGGGGCGGCAUACCACGAUCGAGGCAAUCUGGUGGCCGAACGAGAACGGCAGGCUCAGGCGCCGAGUCUGCGAGAUAUAGAGCGCAGACACCAGAGGUCACCACUGUCGAAAGACCGCUCCCAUUGACGCUCGAGGAGCUUUUCAAGGGAACGCACAAGAAGAUGAAGAUCAAGCGGAAGGCGUUCGACGAGGUUACAGGCAAGAGAACGACGCAGGAUAAGGUUCUGGAGAUGGAUAUUAAGCCGGGAUUGAAGAAAGGGAGUAAAAUCAAGUUUAAGGGCGUAGGAGAUCAGGAGGAGGGUGGGCAGCAAGAUUUACAUUUCGUUGUUGAAGAGAAACCACACAUUCUCUUCACCCGCGACGGCGACGACAUCCACCACACUGUCGAACUCGACCUGAAGGAAGCUCUCACUGGCUGGAAGCGUACCAUAACCACCAUUGACGGAAAGCAAAUCAACCUCGACAAGGCGGGACCAACACAGCCAGGCAAGAAAGAGGAGUUCCCCAACCUAGGGAUGCCACUCAGCAAGAAGCCGGAUCAGCGAGGGAACUUCGUCAUUACGUAUAAUGUCAAGUUCCCCACUAGUCUCACGCCGGAACAGAAGAGGAAGCUGAAGGAGAUUUUGUAG